Molecule: messenger RNA, 258 nt
Organism: Staurois parvus
Lineage: Eukaryota; Metazoa; Chordata; Amphibia; Anura; Ranidae
Source: the annotation of a GenBank genome assembly
UUAGUAACAUGCAGGGGCGGACUGACCAUUUGGAAACUUGGGCACUGCCCGAGGGCCCAGGGUCAAUAGGGGGCCCCAUGAUAUGCCCCUGGUACCUUUUUCAUAGGCUUUUUUGAGUUUGGACAAGGACAUAGGGGCCCCAUGAUCCCCUAUUGCCCGGGGCCCCAUGAAAUUGUCAGUCCGCCCCUGUGCCCGAGUUUCCCAAUGGUCAGUCCGCCCCUGGGCUUGAGAGGAUCGAAGAGAGAGGUUUGGUUGAUA